UCAGGCAGCGCGGCUCCGCCUCAGUCUGACCACAACGAGACAACAUGGCGACCGCAGUGAUGCCGCGCUUCAACAUUUCUUCUAAAAACGACCUGGUUCCGGACUGGACCAGUAAGGAAGUCAGCACCGGGACCACCAUCAUGGCGGUGGAGUACGACGGAGGAGUGGUGAUCGGAGCGGACUCCCGCACGACCACAGGAGCGUACAUCGCCAACAGAGUGACGGACAAACUGACUCCCAUCCACGACCGGAUCUUCUGCUGCAGGUCUGGAUCAGCUGCUGACACUCAGGCCAUCGCUGAAGUUGUUGCCUACCAGCUGGGCUUCCACAGCAUCGAGCUGGACGAGCCCCCCCUGGUGGAGACGGCGGCCCACCUGUUCAAAGGCAGCUGCUACCGGUACCGGGAGGACCUGAUGGCCGGGAUCCUGGUGGCCGGCUGGGACCGCCGCAAGGGGGGCCAGGUGUACAGCGUCCCGAUCGGCGGCAUGCUGGUGCGGCAGCCGGUGUCGGUGGGCGGCAGCGGCAGCAGCUACAUCUACGGCUUCAUGGACUCCAACUACAAACCCGGCCUGAGCAAGGACCAGUGCCUGGAGCUGACGGCCGCAGCGCUGGCCCUGGCCAUGGAGCGGGACGGCUCCAGCGGGGGCGUGGUCCGCCUGGCCUCCAUCUCCCAGGACGGCGUGGAGCGCCGCGUGCUGCUGGGGGACCAGCUGCCCCGCUUCUCCACCCACUGAGGGGCGGGGCACGGGGAGCUCCGCCCACCGAGACCCUCUGCUGCGUCUGCCGCUUCUCAAUAAAGACUGUUCCU
Messenger RNA from Salarias fasciatus (jewelled blenny), 808 nucleotides. RefSeq names its product proteasome 20S subunit beta 6 (gene psmb6). The record is from RefSeq and is a predicted model, not a curated record. Gene Ontology annotation, cellular component: proteasome core complex; cytoplasm. The transcript is spliced from 7 exons. NCBI's taxonomy places the organism in Eukaryota, Metazoa, Chordata, Actinopteri, Blenniiformes, Blenniidae. Bases 45 to 734 code for a protein of 229 amino acids. Gene Ontology annotation, molecular function: threonine-type endopeptidase activity.